Messenger RNA from Letharia lupina, 345 nucleotides. RefSeq lists its product as uncharacterized. NCBI's taxonomy places the organism in Eukaryota, Fungi, Ascomycota, Lecanoromycetes, Lecanorales, Parmeliaceae. The coding region runs from base 1 to 345 and encodes 114 amino acids. The transcript is spliced from 3 exons. The record is from RefSeq and is a predicted model, not a curated record.
AUGGCCACACCCUCGGAUCUAACGUCAGCCACUCAGCUAGCCACUCAGUCUGAUACUCUACAAGAGGAGGGAACACUACAGCAGGCAAAUGCGGAGAACACUGCGGAGAAACCAAGCGGCAGCAAGGCCCCCAGCACCAAGAACACAGGCCUACUCUCCACGCUCCCAUGUCAAAUCGCCACUCAGCAAGCGGAGAACACCACUGCAAUUUGGCCUGUCAUCCCCACUGCAUUGAUAUGGUACAUCAUUGCAAUGACGUCACAAGAGGAGGAUCUACUGCGACGAUCACAGCCAAUUGGGCCUCUACAGGAGGAAGUUCGAACGAUGCAUAUUUGGACGAUUUGA